This is a messenger RNA of Harmonia axyridis, 1515 nucleotides long. RefSeq names its product actin-related protein 10 (gene Arp10). The record is from RefSeq and is a predicted model, not a curated record. NCBI's taxonomy places the organism in Eukaryota, Metazoa, Arthropoda, Insecta, Coleoptera, Coccinellidae. Gene Ontology annotation, biological process: retrograde axonal transport of mitochondrion. The transcript is spliced from 5 exons. The coding region runs from base 104 to 1207 and encodes 367 amino acids.
CCGUAAUCUGUGGGCUUAGUACUUAGGUUGUCUAUGGUUAGAAUAUAAUAAUAAAAAACAUAAAAUAUAAUUAUUUCCUAAAUUUUGCUAAAUCGCCCUAAAAAUGCCUUUAUAUGAUACUGACAAAUCUGCUGUUAUUUUAGAUAUAGGAACAGCCUACACAAAAUUUGGUCUAACAGGAGAACCCGUUCCAAGAGCAAUAUUCAGAACUGAAGUGAAAUUUAAAGGCAAAUUGAGAAAUCUUUUUGACUACCAAAACGAAAAAGAAUUGUAUGAUAUGUUGGUGGAAUUCUUCCAAGAAAUUUAUUUCAAAUAUGCUGUAAAUAGUCCUAAGGAUCGACCAAUUGUUAUAGUUGAAUCACUUUUAUGCCCUAUUUUAUUUAGAGACAAUAUUGCUAAGGUGUUAUUCAGACAUUAUGGUGUUUCAUCUCUACUUCCCUUAUCUUCACAUUUAGUCAGUGUUUGUACCUUAGCUAUUGAUACAGCCUUGGUAUUAGAUGUGGGAUAUAAAGAAGCCAGUUGUGUACCUAUUUGUUUUGGAGUACCUUUGAUAAAUGCUUGGCAAACAUUAGAUAUUGGGUCUAGUUCAAUACAUAGACAUUUGCAUACAUUAAUUACUGAAAAAGAUGCUGGAACAUCGCUUUUAUCCGAAUCAGUAUUGGAAAAUAUAAAAGUCCUUUGCUGCUUCGUAACUAAGAAAUCCCGGGCUAUCCAGUUGGCACUUCCAAAACCUGACAUUAAACUAUGCCCCAAUGUUAAUUAUCCCAUAGAAGGUUCUGCUACAAUUACUAUUGAAGGAUCUAUUCGGGAGAAAGCCUAUGAAGUAAUGUUCACAGAAGAUAAUGAUCAUUUGUGUUUACCAACUAUGAUUCUUGAUGCUCUUAUGAAUGUUGACCUGCAUCUUAGAAGUAAAUUGGCUGAGAAUAUUUUGCUAAUUGGUGGUACAACUAUGGCUAUAGGCUUCAAAUCAAGACUCAGAGAAGAAUUAGUUGAUCGUCUUAUGGAUGAGAGAUAUAAAAAACUCAAUGUUAAAUGUUUCAAAUUCCAUAUGAGUCCUUCAAAAGAGAAUUUCACAGCUUGGCUUGGAGGAUCCAUAUAUGGCUCGACAGACUGGUUGGUAACAAAAGCUUUGUCAAGAGAUGAUUACCUUGAAAGUAAUAAACUUCCCGAUUGGUCUGAUUUAAGUUACAAUUCGAGAAGUUAUUGAAUUUUUUUUAUUUUGUAACCACAGGCAGAUAAUCAAUCAUCAGAUAAUCAAUAUCUUGUUUUAUGAUUCAUUUGCUCCAUUGAAAAAUAUUCAGACCAUUUCAAUUUCUGUAAAACUAAAACCAAAUUCGUUGUUUUAUAAUGAUAUAAUAUUGUAUUGGAUAUCAGAACAGGAUAUAAUAAAUCGGUGAAUAUUUUUGGGUGGCGACUUCCAACAAAAUCAGCAGUAAAACAUUGGAGGGACAGGUUAUUUUUUGUGUAAUUUUUUAAUGUUUUGUGCAGUUUAAUAAAAAGAAAGUUUAAAUAUUA